AUGGAAUCAGUCGGCAAAACUCAGCUCGGCAAGCUCCCUGCUUCCCUCACCCCUUCUCCAAGUCUCUCCUGCAUUUCUUUAUCCCCUCAAAAGUCCCUAACCAGCGUCGAAUAUCGCGAUCUCAAAAACAAAUGGGCGCCAACAGCUGUGAAGUCUGACAAGAUGGACUUCACUACUUGCUUUUGCAUAUCCCUCUUUAUCUUUCUAUUAGGAAGCCUUUUUUCUAUGGUGUUCGUCCAUUUCUGGAUAACAGACCACACUUCACAGAUCUUACCUAUUAAAGAAGUCCUUCAGCCUGUUGUGAUAAAAGAGACCCAAGAGGAGUCUCUUGACGCUUACAUUAACUAUGCAAGCAUCACAAAUAAAGCUACAGUAAUUAAAGAACACUCAUCCCCUGAAUUUCAUGCUUCUUUAGCGUGGCUUUCAAAUAAUCAAAGGGAAUCUGCAUUGUCUGAUGAUAAUUCAUUUGGAAAAUGCUGGGCUUUUGAAGGAGAAAAAGGACAGUUAGCGAUACAGCUGGGGUAUGAGAUAUAUCCAGAACAGUUUUUUAUCAAGCAUAUAAAUGUAAAAAAUAGGUAGAUUGUUGACUAUGCGACAGCGCCGAAGAAUUUCAGCGUUUGGUCAAUGGAAACUGCAGUAGAAGAUAACGAAUGCUCACUAUUAGGAAGCUACAGCUUUGAUAUGACGAUUAAAGGAGAAAAAAGAAGGUCAUGGGAGAUUUUUAAAUGUGCAAAUAACUGCGAUACUGCAAUUACAGCUGUUUUGUUGGAAAUAGAAUCGAAUUAUGGUGCAAAUGACACUUGUGUUUAUCAGUUUGGUUUGCAUGGAAGGCCAAAAUAA
Blepharisma stoltei is the source of this 840-nucleotide messenger RNA. The record is from the annotation of a GenBank genome assembly. Lineage: Eukaryota; Ciliophora; Heterotrichea; Heterotrichida; Blepharismidae.